This is a messenger RNA of Electrophorus electricus (electric eel), 5810 nucleotides long. It is a transcript of the gene ctcf, whose product is annotated as CCCTC-binding factor (zinc finger protein). Lineage: Eukaryota; Metazoa; Chordata; Actinopteri; Gymnotiformes; Gymnotidae. Gene Ontology annotation, cellular component: nucleus. Gene Ontology annotation, biological process: regulation of gene expression. The record is from RefSeq and is a predicted model, not a curated record.
UGGCAACUACUUUUCAGAAAGGGGGGAGUUUUGCAGGAGCUUUAAUCGGCCUCUAGGUGUCACGAUGGGGCUCCCAGUCCAGGCGGCUGGCGGGGGGUGUUUGUCUCCCUCUAUCGUUAUCGAAAAUUUAGCAAAAAACAUUUAUAACCCAGAAGUUCGGGGUUAUGCCCAAGUAUUAAGUGUUUCUGAACGUAUAUUAGACGGCAUUUCGGCGAGAUGCAUUAUUUUAACACUUCGAUGUUUGGUCCUGUCUUUAGGCCAGGCGUCCAUUUUCUUUUUCUUCUCUUUGUUUCCUGUCUUAGCCGCGAUAGAAACCCGCCGUUUCUACAUGUAGCAUUAGCUUAGCUAACAAGCUAACGCCAGCGGCAAACAUUUAUCUGUCCCGGUAUCUUGUAACUCUUAUACUAGCAGCCUUAUAAGCGAGCAUAACACGAAAUUAGUCGGCCAUCUAACGUUUUAUGUCCUUCCCCGGGAAUCGUUUUGUUAGCCGUGACGUUAACCGACUGGCUAACUAGCGUUAGCCUGCUAACGGUUUGUUCGCGCGCCCCUCCUCGCGGAGCGAGUUCGAUUCAAACGUCCCUCGGCCCUUCCUGGUCCGCGCGCGGGCGAGCCGCACGCGCAGACACUAACCCACUUCGUCGCUCGGUGCUCCGCGGCGCAAAAACACAUCCCGGCUUGGUGGUCUCGAUUUUUGUACUUCUGUCUUCGUCCUCUCCGUGGAAGUCUCGUCGAGUUGACGGGCGCGGUUAAACUGCGCUGUGGCUGGUUAGCAUCGGGAUCUGCUAACCUGCUUGUUGCGCAGAUGAAAAAUCAAACGAGGAAGAUGAGCUGCUAAAUGACCCCGAUGGCCAUUUUCGAUAACUUUAAGCGACACGCUGUAGACCAGCUACGUUUCUAGCGAUUUCGCCGCCCUAGACGAACCUGGAGAAGCAGCGAUCGGUGGACUCGUUGGGAGUGUGAGGUGCAUCCAGUGACCGCUCACUUAUUGAAAGACUACCUCAAGCAACAAACGACUGAAGGGAUAAAAACUGUGGAGAGCUCCCUCUAUAACCCGACUGGUAGUGGUACAAAAACACGAUUAACCAUCUCCGAAUGCCCUCUCGCUGUAGUAGAAAAUCGCCACUGUGACUCGAACCGUAAAGAGUUGCUGAUUUAUUAAUGCGUUAACAUUGAUUGAUUGGUUUGAUUGUUUCAUGAACGCUUGGUCGCGGUAAUAACGUCGAGACAAGAAGCCGGCAGGGAAGUAACUUAGCCAGGUUGGCUAGUUAAACGUGAAACUGUUCAAAUGAUGUUUCUGGCGCGCAACUAAGCAAAAAGUAUGAAGACAAUGUUGAAUACUUCAGGGACACAAAUCAUUUCGUAAGACUUUCCUUGCGGUUGGUGAUGUCAGAUGCCAUCCAAACUAGCUUUCUUUGAUCGUUGAUGAGUUGAAAAUAAACACCUGUUAACGACUUUUUUACUCUUGUAAGAAGGAAGCUUGAGAGAGGUAGCUCAUUCAAUGAAGACAGAAUUGAGGAGACAGAAGGGUAGCGAUGAAGUACUCAAUUUUGGUGCAGGUAUUACCCAUGGAAGGGGGACCGACUGAAGCCGUGGUGGAUGAAGCAGGGGAUGCGUUCAAAGCCAAGCAGUGUAAGACCUAUCAUCGGCGACGAGAAGAGGAAGAGGAAGAGGUCAGUGCUGAGCUGCUGCAGGCUGCUGGCCUAGAGACAGUAGAGCAGACCUCGGGUGCUGGAGAAGCAGCUGUAGUGACCGAUGCUCAGCAGCAGCUGGUUGAGGGUGUAGUGGGUGUCAACAGCAGCGUGGAGAUGAUGGUGAUGGACUCGCUGGACCCCGCCUUGCUCCAGAUGAAGACCGAGGUCAUGGAGGCUGGUGUGGGUGCCCCAGUUGGGGUGGGUGUUGCUGGGGCAUCCCACGAGGCCACCGUCACCACUGUGGACGACACCCAGAUCAUUACCCUGCAGGUGGUAAACAUGGAGGAGCAGCCACUUGGCCUUGGUGAGUUGCAGCUGGUGCAGGUGCCUGUUUCUGCUGUGCCUGUCACCGCCGCCACUGUAGAGGAGUUGCAGGGCACCCUGGUGGAUGCGACCGCCAUGCCUAAAGAUGGAGAGCCUGUCAUCUGCCACACCUUGCCCCUGCCUGAGGGGUUCCAGGUGGUGAAAGUAGGUGCUAAUGGAGAGGUGGAGACGGUGGAGCAGGAUGAGCUGCAAGCGCAUGAAGAGCAGCCCUUGGCGCAGGAGGAGGAGGAGAUGACUGAGGCCCAGAAUGAUGACCCUUCUUGGGCCAAGGACCCCGACUACACACCCCCAGUCAAGAAGACGAAGAAGACAAAGAAGAGCAAGCUGCGUUACAACACUGAGGGCGAGAAGGACAUGGACGUGUCUGUCUAUGACUUUGAAGAAGAGCAGCAGGAGGGUUUGCUAUCUGAAGUCAAUGCUGAGAAGGUGGUGGGCAACAUGAAGCCUCCCAAACCAACCAAAAUCAAAAAGAAGGGGGUGAAGAAGACAUUCCAGUGCGAGCUGUGUAGCUACACCUGCCCACGGCGCUCCAACCUUGAUCGACACAUGAAGAGCCACACGGAUGAGCGGCCUCACAAAUGCCACCUGUGUGGGCGUGCCUUCAGGACUGUCACCCUGUUGAGGAACCACCUCAACACUCACACAGGCACAAGACCACACAAGUGUACCGAUUGUGACAUGGCAUUUGUAACGAGCGGCGAGCUUGUACGACACCGUCGCUAUAAGCACACCCAUGAGAAGCCCUUCAAGUGCUCCAUGUGUGACUAUGCCAGCGUGGAGGUCAGCAAGCUGAAGAGACACAUUCGGUCUCACACCGGUGAGCGUCCGUUCCAGUGCAGCCUUUGCAGCUAUGCCAGCAGGGACACCUACAAGCUGAAGAGACACAUGAGAACUCAUUCAGGUGAAAAGCCAUACGAGUGCUACAUCUGCCAUGCGCGUUUCACCCAGAGCGGCACCAUGAAGAUGCACAUACUGCAGAAGCACACAGAGAACGUGGCCAAGUUCCACUGCCCCCACUGUGACACCGUCAUCGCACGCAAGAGUGACCUGGGUGUGCAUUUGCGUAAGCAGCAUUCCUACAUUGAGCAGGGCAGGAAGUGCCGCUACUGUGAGGCGGUGUUCCAUGAGCGUUAUGCUCUCAUCCAGCACCAGAAAUCCCACAAGAAUGAGAAGCGCUUCAAGUGUGACCAGUGUGACUAUGCCUGCAGACAGGAGCGGCACAUGGUAAUGCACAAGCGCACCCACACUGGGGAGAAGCCGUACGCCUGUAGCCACUGUGAUAAGACCUUCAGGCAGAAGCAGCUCCUGGACAUGCACUUCCGCCGCUACCAUGACCCCAACUUCGUGCCCACCUCCUUUGUGUGCACCAAGUGUGGCAAGACCUUCACCCGCCGGAACACCAUGGCCAGGCAUGCAGAGAACUGCACUGGCCAGGACGGUACAGAUGGAGAGAAUGGUACUCCUAACAAGAGGGCUCGCGGCGGGCGCAAGAGAAAGAUGCGCUCCAGGAAGGAUGAUGACGAUGACAGUGAUGAGCAUGGAGAGCCUGAACUAGAUGACAUUGAUGAAGACGAGGAAGAGGAAGAGGCUCUGGAGGAUGUGCAGAUGGAGGUGGAACAGGCCCCGCCCACUAUCCCUGUGCCUGCCCCGGUUGAGCCACCUGUCAAGAGGAAACGUGGCAGACCCCCAAAGAACCCCCCCAAGGCCUCUCCUGCCAAGUCUGCAACCAUUGCACCUGCUGCCACUGCCAUUAUCCAGGUAGAGGACGAGGGCACGGGGGCCAUUGAGAACAUCAUAGUGAAGAAGGAGCAGGACGGGGUUGACUCCUCUGCAGUGGCUGUUGCUGCGGCGGCAGAGCCUGUGGUGGAGGAGGUGGAAGCCGUGGAGGGCGGAGUAGAGGCGGUGCAGCUUGCCGUUCCUGACGCUGCGCCCAACGGAGACCUCACCCCUGAGAUGAUACUGAGCAUGAUGGACCGGUGAUGUGGACCCCACACUAAUGCACCGCCACACAGACCCUUCCCCACACACACACACUCACUCACUCACUCACAAACACACACUCAUACCCACACAUGUGCAUGUGCGCGUGUGCACACUCUGGCACAUGCUUGUGCGCGUCCCCUCCCAUGCCAUCACCUGAGUGGUCUGCCCAGGACCACUCUUCUCCUUUCCAUGAUGUUUUUGAUGAACUUGGAAUAGAAAUUCCAGUGUUUUCUCAUGCAUAAAUUUCAGCUUGAUUUUUUUUUUUUUUUUUUUUGGAAUGAUUUUGGCUCAUGUCAUCUGUACACCUUGCAUUUGUUUUUUGACUUUUUGAACUACGUGGUCUGAUUUAAUUGGCCAGCAUUUACCAUCUUGUGUGUGGUGGGGUCUUUGAGCUGUCUAGGGAUGGGGAGACUACAGUCAGUUCUCCAGCGUUACUAUAGUGAACUACACGCAUUUAGAUGUUUCUUUCCUCCCCACUAACAUGCUGAUAUUCUUUCAACCUUUCAGUCUGUGACAUGGCAAUAUUCAAAAAGGAAAACUUUCUGUGCCUGGUCAAGCCUCGAUAUUUAGAAUUGCUAUCACUGCUGUAGAAAUGGGCAUUUUAUCCCAUCUGUCCAACAGAUUUCUUUUUAAUGUCUGACAUAUAUACGGCAACUUUUAUUCGCUGUUGUAAUUCUCAUUUCAUUUUCUCUGGCCACAGUUAACGGUAGUAGAGAGAGAGAGAUGAUAGAAACGUAGCCAUAUGACUAUCCCGCCAGGGACGUUGAUCUCCUUCCAUCAAGUAAAGGAAAACAAAAUAAUCUGCAGUUGAUAACAUUGUACAAAGCAAAGGUAAUCUUGGCUGGUCUUGCUUGUAAAUAAAUUUUUAUUUUCUGUUUUAUUAUGAACAUUUUAAUCUUUUUCUAGUGAAUUGAUGACCUUAAAUGCUGGGGCAAUGACAUUUUAAAAAGUAGCCAUUUAAAAUCAUACCACCUAAGACUUUAAAUCUCAAGGGGGCUCUACCUUAAAAGAUCAUGUAGACAGUUAGCCCUGCCUUUUUUCUUUGUCCUUCUACAGCUUGAAAUGUCACCUCGUUUUGAGUGUCCUCAGCUUACUCAUUUAUUUAGAGAUGGGGAAUAAAGGCUCCUUUUCAAUCCAUCAGUCAAGGAAUGAGAACGUGGGUUUAUGGACCGCUUCUGUCAGAGGAACACACUCCAUGUUUUGUUUUGGAACUGUAAAAGUAAGCAUAAGUGUGUUUUAAAGUGUGGCAGUGGGACAGUGCUCGCACAUGCUGCAAUGUUGUCCGGUAACAGUGUGCAGGCCCAGGUCAUAAACUGGCAACCACUGACGGUGUGCUCGAGAAGAUCCAUGACCCUGCUUUAAAGGAAUUGGGUAAUGGUGUCUCACUGUUCACAGUAGUCUUCUUAAAAGCUUUGUCCAGACCAUACACAUUUCUGAGUUUGCAGUCUGGUGAAACCAUUUCAAAUGUGUUCUAUUCCAAAAUGACAGAUAGGAUGGCAUUUGUUAAAAAGAAAGCAAGUUUGUCCCAUUUAAAAGAACAUCUAUGCUGAGCAUUUUCUGACUCAAAAUGAAGCUUUCCCCCUAAUUGUAUUUGCAUUAAAAUUGCUUUUCUUUUGUUAAGCUCUUAAUUUUAGGUUUUUUUGUUUGUUUGUUUUGUUUUUUUGUACCUAGCUGCAACUGUGUGAAUUUUACUAUGGUUAGAACACCGACAUUAUAAAGACAUUUAUUAUGGCUGGGUGGGGCAUUGAGGGCAUAAGAGAAAAGGUGGUAUGGAGAAUGUAUUGCUGUACAGCUAAUAAAAAUAUUGUCCUA